This is a messenger RNA of Pygocentrus nattereri (red-bellied piranha), 7153 nucleotides long. RefSeq names its product zinc finger, NFX1-type containing 1 (gene znfx1). Gene Ontology annotation, cellular component: nuclear RNA-directed RNA polymerase complex. The coding region runs from base 432 to 6275 and encodes 1947 amino acids. The transcript has 16 exons. Gene Ontology annotation, molecular function: helicase activity. The record is from RefSeq and is a predicted model, not a curated record. Lineage: Eukaryota; Metazoa; Chordata; Actinopteri; Characiformes; Serrasalmidae. Gene Ontology annotation, biological process: regulatory ncRNA-mediated heterochromatin formation.
CUGUCAUUCACUCCUCCUCCUCCACUCCUCCCUCAGCGCCGAGCUCGAAAACGAAACCUAGGCCGGCUUUUAAGCGCAGCGGCAGCUGAAGCCCCAUCAGAACAGCAGAGAGAGAGGAUGUGCUAAACCCCAUCGACCCAGAACAGACCCCGUUACGCAGUCUGUUAGGACAGUUGAUCAGUCUUAACUCUCAGUUUAUCGCGAGCGUACUCGCGUCUAUUCCGUGUAACAUCAUUUCUGUGAUAUCCGUUUCUCCGUAGCUCGACACCCCGGUGAUAAGCUGCGGACUGUUAUUCUCCACGUCGCUGGAACCGCGUCUUCAUCUGGCGUCUUCAUCUCAAGCAGGUCGAGCUUCACUUUAGGCCUCUGCAUUUUAGAGCAGGAAGUGAGACUGCCUCCACAAUUCUUGCAGAAGAAGGCUGUGUUGAAGCAUGGAGAACAGACAAAGAGGAGGUGGCAAUGAACAACCAAGAAGAGAGCCUGGACAAAGAGGGGAACAUGGGAUGCCUAACCAGGAAAGACAGAGAGAUGGUACAGGCAGAAGAGGAGGUGCAGGGGAGGGAGCAGGUAGAGGAAGAGGAGGUGCAGGAGGAGGCGGCAGAGGAAGAGGUGGUGCAGGAGGAGGUGGUGGUAGAGAAAGAGAUGGUGCAGGAGGAGGCGGCAGAGGAAGGGGUGGCGCAGGAGGAGGAGGCGGAGGAAGAGGAGGUGGCAGAGGAAGAGGACAAGGAGGAGGUGGCAGAGAAGAGGCAGGAAGAGACAGAGGCGAGAGGAGAGGAGAAAAUAGAAUAAACCGAAGGCCAGAUAUCCAGAGGGAGAGAAAUGGAGGUGGAGUGGCUCAGAGAGGCAGAGGAGGAAGGGGAGAAGGAGAAGGUCAGAGAGGAAGAGGGGACCAUGGGAGAGGGAACAGUAGAGAUGGUACCCCUGAGGUACGCAAAUUAGGGUACAAAAGAUUGGAGGAGCUGCUGGAGAAAGACGCCUCCGUGGUCGCCAUUACUCUCUCCUCCAGUGCAGAAUUGAAGGCUCUGCUGGACGACAGGACUAUGCGUCAAGACCUAGUACACCUGCUCUGCCAGGUUCUUCGCAAAGCCUUUCAGUCCAAGAAUGACCGCACAAUAUUACUCCAUCUGGUUCAGGUGGUCAAGGAUUCUGCCUUCUUCCAAACCGUGCUCCCACACUACGUGACUGGAAUAAUGAUCGAUUAUUCCAUCCCUGCCCGGAGGGAGCAGUACCCUCUGCACUUGGAUAACAUCAUCUGCCUUUUGGCUGACGUGGUCAGCAUGUUCCCUUAUAGCUCUGUACGUUCAGUGUCAAUGCUGCUGGCUGUCCUGAAGCCAGGGGUCAAUCUGCUGCGAGCCUCUGGCAUAGACAUUUGUGAUACAAUCAACGAGAACCUGGAAAAGAUCCAGGGCAUGGUGGACCACCUCCAAGAGAAAGCAAGAGAAGGCACUUUGAGGUCAGACAACUACACCCUCCUCAUUGGCAAUGAGGAUGCCCCUCCAGAUGGAGAGGACUUCAGGAAUAUGACCAUCUACCCAACUCCUGAAGAAUUCCAACAAGACCAGAAACCUUUUCUGCGACCCAACAUUAUGUCACAAAGCUACCCCAGUGCCUACGCCUACCUGGACACUCAUUUUAGGCUUCUGAGAGAGGACUUUGUAAGGCCAUUACGUGAAGGCAUCCGGGAGCUGCUCCGAAGUCAGCGCGAUGAAACUCUUGGCAAAGUGCCAAUGAGAAAGAGGCGCUUUGAUGACAUCAGGGUCUACUUUGAUACCCGAGUGAUUGUACCACUCUGUACUCCGACUGGCACAGCCUACAUAGUGCAGUUUGAUGCACGCCCCCUUGAGUUUGUGCGCUGGGAGAAUUCCAAACGGCUGCUGUACGGGUCCCUGGUCUGCCUGUCUAUGGACAAUUUUGAAACGUUCCUUUUUGCUACAGUGUCUGACCGCGAUCCUGCUUUGCUAAGAAAGGGCGCAGUCCAGCUUAGCUUCUCUAGAGACAGUCGAGCUGAACUGGCCAGGAUCCCGGCUUCUGAAUCUUUUCUGAUGGUGGAGACGACUGCAUACUUUGAGGCCUACCGUUAUGUCCUGGAGGGGCUUCAGGAGCAAGUAGAGGAGGAUCUUCCCUUUCAGAGGUACAUUGUGGAAUGUAACCAAGAUGUCCUCGCUCCGGCUUACCUUACGCAGUUAAGAACAACGUAUGAUCUGUCUUGUAUUGCUGUGGAAGACCAUAAGGACAAUAUGAAACCCUUUAACCCCCUAAUUCCUAAUGCCUGGCCAACUGAGGAGGACCUGGGCCUGGAUGAGAGCCAGCUCAAAGCUGUUAAACUGGCCCUCACCAAAGAGCUGGCCAUCAUACAGGGCCCACCAGGCACAGGGAAAACAUAUGUGGGGCUGAAGAUUGCACAGGCUUUGCUGAAGAACUCGGAAGUGUGGUCAGAAUCGACCCCGAUGCUGGUGGUCUGCUACACCAACCAUGCUCUAGACCAGUUUCUGGAAGGGAUCCAUGGCUUCUUGAAGAAAGGUAUUGUAAGGGUGGGAGGGCGCAGUAACAGUGAGAUACUGAAGCGUUUCUCUCUGCGGGAGCUGACCAGGUCAUCAAGCUUCCAUAGGGAUCUGCCACCACACCUGAAGAAGGCCUACUCUGAGAUCCAAUCAGAGAUGCGUACUGCGGAGGUUCAGAUUCAGAGGCAGUCAGCUCAGAUGGAGUGCAGUCUGCGCGGAAUCAUUAAUGAACACUUCCUGCAACAGUAUAUAUCUGAUGAGCACUGGUACAGCCUGAAUCUGCUGCCGAUGAUGGAUGAAUUUCCGCAUGUAGGAGAGAAGCUCUCGAUGAUGAAGGAGUGGCUUGGCCUUGGAAAUUCUGUGUUCCAGCAAGCCGAGCAGGCUGAGCAGGCUGCCGCCAAUGGUAAUGCAGGUGCAAAUGAGGAGGGUGUGGCAGCAGAGGAAGAAGAGCUGCUGGAAAUGGAUGAAGAGGCAGCUCUGAUCCAGGCAGAGAGGAUUGUGGUGGACGCGGAGCCUCGGGAACGAAAUGCCCGUGAGCGGAAGAUUGAGCAAGAGGAGAACUUGGCAGAGCUAGCCGAGAUCAUGCUGGCAAUGAACCUGGACCAGAUUGAGGAGCAGCCUCCGCAGGAGCAGCAACAGGGACAGGGACAAGCUGCUGAUGAGGAGUGGAAGGUGCAGCCCCACCAGAAGAAGAAGAUAAAGCAGAUGAUUCAGAAAGAGCUAAGGAAGAGUUCAACCAUGAGUGAGGAAGAGGAGGAGCAAGUGACGAAUGUGUGGCAGCUUACUCUAAAAAACAGAUGGAAACUUUAUCGUCUCUGGGUCCUCCGGUAUAGGAUUGACCUUCGCACAAAAUCUCUUGAGGCUGAACAAGUCUAUCAGGAGGCUGCCGAGCGCCUCUCGGAAAUCCGCCGCAAUGAGGAUCUGUGCGUGCUUAGGCGAGCCAAAGUCAUCGGCAUGACCACCACGGGGGCAGCCAAAUACCGUCAGGCCCUGCAGGCUCUCCAGCCCAGGCUGGUGGUUGUGGAGGAGGCAGCUGAAGUGCUAGAGGCCCACACCAUUACCACGCUAAGCCAAGACUGUCAGCACCUUAUUCUGAUUGGAGAUCAUCAACAGCUGAGACCAAGUGCCACAGUCUAUGAACUAGCCAAGAAUUUCAACCUGGAGGUCUCCAUGUUUGAGAGGCUUGUUACGAUGGACUUUCCCUUUGUCAGACUUAAUUACCAGCAUCGUAUGAGGCCAGAUAUUGCUCGUCUUUUGACUCCCCAUAUCUACUCAGAACUGGAGAACCACUCUUCUGUACUUGAAUAUGAGAACAUCAAGGGGAUUUCUACAAACCUCUUCUUCAUGGACCACAAGCACCUCGAGGAGGAAAUAAAAGAUGGACGAAGUCAUCAGAAUCUUCACGAGGCACAUUUUGUGGUGGCUCUGUGCCGCUACUUGUUAUGUCAGGAGUACCAGCCCUCUCAGAUCACCAUCCUUACCACCUACACUGGACAGCUUUACUGCUUACGUAAGCUUAUGCCCUCCAAAGAGUUUACAGGAGUCAAGGUUCAUGUUGUUGACAAGUACCAAGGCGAGGAGAAUGAUAUUGUCAUAUUGUCAUUGGUGCGCAGCAACUUGGUGGGCAAGGUUGGAUUCCUUCAGAUACCAAAUCGUGUUUGUGUAGCACUUUCUCGUGCCAAGAAGGGACUGUAUUGUCUUGGGAACAUGGAACUGUUUAGCAAGGUGAAGUUGUGGAGCAACAUACUUCACACUCUGAGGGAGAAAGGUCAGGUGGGUCGUGCAUUAACAUUGAGCUGUCAGAACCACCCAGAAACACGGACCUUGGUGUCUCAUGCUAAAGACUUUGCAAUGGUCCCAGAAGGUGGUUGCAACAAGCCUUGUGAAUACCGCCUGGACUGUGGCCACGUGUGCAUCCGCAUGUGCCACCCUUAUGAUGCUGACCACAAGAAGUACAAAUGCAUUAAGGACUGCCCUAAAGUGCUGUGUGAACUUGGGCACAAAUGCCCUCGUCGAUGCCAUCAGAAGUGUGGUGAUUGCAUGGUACGUGUGGAAAAGGUGAUUCCAAAAUGCCAGCACAAGCAAAUGAUUCCCUGCCAUCAAAGUCCUGAGUCAUUUAUCUGCAAAGUGCCUUGUCAGAAGACACUGAGCUGUGGACAUCUAUGCCAGGCAAGUUGUGGAGAGCCGUGCAGUGCCUUUUGCCUGGUACCAGUUCUCAUGAAGUUAAAAUGUGGACACACCCAGGAGGAAGCAUGUAGCACAUCCAAGGACCCCACGAAACAGCCACCCUGCAGGACCAAAUGCAACAUAGUCCUAAAAUGUGGGCAUCCCUGCUCUGGAACUUGCCACACAUGCCGCCAAGGACGCCUUCACAAAGCAUGUACAUAUCAGUGCAAGAGCAUUCUUCCCUGCUCACAUGAGUGCAGAGUGCCCUGCACAAGAGGCUGUCCACCAUGUACACGUCCUUGUGAGAACCGCUGUAUUCACAGUGUGUGCAAGAAGAAAUGCGGACAGCCUUGUGUCCCUUGUGUUGAACCCUGUGAGUGGCGAUGUCCCCACCAGAGCUGUACUAAGCUCUGCCAUGAACCAUGUGAUCGCCCACCAUGUUCAGAGAAAUGCAACAAAGUCUUGCCCUGUGGGCAUCCCUGCAUAGGGCUUUGUGGAGACCCUUGCCCUAAGAAAUGCCGCAUAUGUAAUCAUGAUGAAGUGACCGAAAUCUUUUUUGGCAGUGAAGAUGAGCCAGAUGCUUGCUUUAUCCAACUAGAAGACUGUGGACACAUCAUUGAAUCCACUGCCAUGGACCAUUACAUGGGUAUGGACAAGGAUGAAGAAGCUGAUCUUGAUCAGCGGGCAAUCCGACUGAAGGAGUGUCCCAAGUGUCGCAAGCCUAUACGCAGGAAUGUGCGCUAUGGUGCUCAUGUCAACCGCAGUCAGGCAGAGAUUGACAGGGUAAAGGUGAAGAUCAUUGGCUUGCAGUCUGACAUUACGCAAAAGCAGAAGGAUCUCAAGUUGUUUUUGGAGAGGAAGGUCAACUUUAUGCAAUACCUUCCAGCAGAAUAUGCAAGGGUCAAUGAGAAUCUUCAGAAGUCUGAUCUGUCUCUUCUAGACCUCUGGCACCAGGAGAACUUGAUAUCCUUCCUUGAGCGUCUUGGAAAGCUGAUAAAGAUGCAAAAAGAUUACAUGUCUUUUGAGAAGGGUCAAUUGUUCUCAUUGCGUGUUGGUGAAUGCCUCAAAUUUCUGCUUGACUCUACUCAGAGAUUCUCAGAGCAGCAGGUUGGAGAUCUAGAAAGUGAAAUGAAGAGGCUCGCUCACCUGGCAGAACUCAAUAUCCGCUGCAACAAGGCUGGAUACACAGUAACUGUGAUGUUGGUCAAAGUUAAUGCAAAGGUGAGACAGGCACGAGAGAUCCUGGAGGACAAUCGACCAUUCACAGAGGAAAAUGACCUUGAAGUGAAGAGGAUUUUUAAAGAGCUGGAUGCUUAUCUACCUUGUACUGGCCUGGGCAUCAGUGAUGAAGAGAGAGUGAUGAUAGUCAAAGCCAUAGGGCUGACACCUGGCCACUGGUUUAAAUGCCCCAAUGGCCAUGUAUAUGCCAUCGGAGAAUGUGGUGGUGCCAUGCAAAGCGGCCGGUGCCCCGAAUGCAAGGCAACAAUCGGUGGAGCCAACCAUACUCUCACUGCAGAUAAUGCUCUGGCAACAGAGAUGGAUGGGGCACAACAUGCUGCCUGGUCAGAAGCUGUCAAUUUGCAGAAUUUUGACCCCAUGGACUUUUAAAGGGCUGAUAUGCUAUUUUGUUUUGUAAAGCACAUGUUUGUGGGAUUUUAUGAACAAAAAACAGUUGUAGUUUCUUUUACAUGAUGCUCUUUAUCUGGCCUUUUGUUACUGAGCCAUUAAGACUAGUGUAUAUAUAAAUGAGCUCUGCUCUGAUUAGCUGUCCUUUAUUGUGCCCCAUUCAGAAAGCAGUGCCUCAUUCAGAAACACUCCUUGUAACAUCAAUGUGGAUUGGGGGGCUAAAGAACUGUAGACUAAAAAGGCAGGUACAUGUAAGUGUGUUGGUUUUUGUGACAUCAGAAAAACAACUUUCCACAGACUGUACGGACUCAGGAGUGAAUGGUACGUUUUGAAACUGUAACAACAUUUCCGUACUAUAUCAAACACUUAUGUAAAAAGUGAGGCACAUUCAGGUUUCCAUGAUAUGGGCCCUUUAACUUCAUAUACUGUCUCAUUUCUGUUAAUGUUUUAUCCAAGUAAACAAGAAUUACAUACAGAAGACAUAAGACACACUGUAUUAGAAUAGGUUGCUGCUUUUAUGAAUAGUGCUUUUAAUUGCUAAAUACCUUGAAGUGCUAUGUAUCAUCUGGAGAAAUGAAAUUGUUUUUAUUUUUAUUUAACACUGUAUACUCUUAGCAGGCCAUGUGCUUUUUCAAUGUACAUCUCGCAAAUCUCUCUGCAAAUUGAAAAAUGUAGUAUUACAUUCUUUGCCAUGGAAAUGCUCUAACCUUAAAGUAAAUACUGCAUUUUUUUCUAGACCUCACAUGUGCACCUAUUUCAUACCAACAGGGGGCAAGAGUGUACUGAUAAAUGUUAAAGUUGAGGAUGAGAAAUAGGCAAAUAGAACAGCCUAAAUGAAAUAAAAAAUGUAUCACGAGUUA